This is a messenger RNA of Abrus precatorius (Indian licorice), 4018 nucleotides long. RefSeq names its product pentatricopeptide repeat-containing protein At2g39620. Gene Ontology annotation, molecular function: protein binding; RNA binding. The record is from RefSeq and is a predicted model, not a curated record. Gene Ontology annotation, biological process: RNA modification. The transcript has a single exon. Bases 106 to 2721 code for a protein of 871 amino acids. NCBI's taxonomy places the organism in Eukaryota, Viridiplantae, Streptophyta, Magnoliopsida, Fabales, Fabaceae.
AUUUAAGGAUAGAUAUUAAGAAUUUUUGAAUAAAAAUAUUUAUGAUCGCAAUAAUUAUGAACUUGAAUCAUAAAUUCGUAAUGAACAUUGAAAAGAGAAGUCACAAUGAGGUUGAGAAGCAUGGUAGCGAGAUGUUCAAUUCACACUCACCAUGUUCAUACCCACGCCUCUGCAAUUUCUCCGACCAUUAACACCAUUACACAGAAUUACACUCACCACAACUACUACCUUCACCUUCUUAGUUCAUGCAAACACUUGAACCCUCUGCUCCAAAUCCAUGCCCGUUUACUUGUCUCUGGCCUCCAACAACUCAAUUCUAUCACAAACCCAUCACUGAUUCUGUGGAACUCAAUGAUUAGAGCUUAUUCUAGAAUCCAUCUGUUCCAGAAAGCAAUAUACUUGUAUCAUAGAAUGUUAGAGAUGGGACUUGAACCUGACAAGUACACGUUUACCUUUGUUUUGAAAGCUUGUACUCGCGCUUUAGACUUCCAUGAGGGUGUUGCCAUUCACCAAGAUAUAGUUUCCAGGGAGUUAGAAUGUGAUGUCUUUAUUGGGACUGGACUUGUUGACAUGUAUUGUAAGAUGGGUCACUUAGAUAGUGCGAGUAAGUUGUUUGAUAAAAUGCCCAGGAAGGACGUUGCUUCUUGGAAUGCCAUGAUUUCAGGUUUAUCUCAGAGUUCAUGGCCUUGUGGAGCACUGGAAAUGUUUUGGACCAUGCAGAUGGAGGGUGUGGAGCCCGAUUCUGUGAGCAUCUUGAACCUGGCUCCGGCUGUUGCUAAAUUAGAGGAUGUUGAUUCUUGCAAGUCUAUUCAUUGUUAUGUGGUUAGAAGAUGUAUUUUUGGGGUGGUUUCUAAUUCUUUGAUUGACAUGUACUCUAAAUGUGGUGAGGUAAAUUUGGCUCGUCAAGUUUUUGACCAGAUGCGGCAUAAUGAUGAUGUCUCAUGGGCAACAAUGAUGGCUGGAUAUGUACAUCAUGGUUGUUUCUUUGAGGUUCUUCAAUUACUUGACAAAAUGAAACAAACAAAUAUUAAGAUGAAUAAGGUAUCAGUUGUAAAUGCCCUUUUGGCAGCUGCAGAGAUGAGAGACCUAGAGAAAGGGAAGGAAGUUCAUAAUUAUGCUUUACGGGUAGGGAUGAUGUCAGAUAUUGUUGUUGCUACUCCUAUUGUGAGCAUGUAUGCAAAAUGUGGUGAGUUGAAGAAUGCUAAAGAAUUGUUUAUGAGUCUUGAAGGAAGAGAUUUGGUUGCUUGGUCUGGUUUUUUAUCAGCUCUUGUCCAAGCAGGAUAUCCUGAAGAAGCAUUGUCUAUAUUCCAGGAGAUGCAAAAUGAUGGCUUGAAACCAGAUAAAGCUACUCUGACGAGUCUUGUUUCUGCGUGUGCAGAAAUUUCAAAUCCUAGAUUAGGUAAGAUUGUGCACUGCUAUGCUACUAAAGCAGAGAUGGAGUCCGAUAUUUCAAUGGUAACAACCCUUGUCUCAAUGUACACUAGAUGUGAAUUAUUUAUGUAUGCUAUGAUAUUAUUCAACAGAUUGCAGUACAAAGAUGUUGUGGCAUGGAAUACUUUGAUAAGUGGAUUUACCAAAUGUGGAGACCCACAUCUUGCCUUGGAAAUGUUCCAUAGAUUACAAUUAAGUGGGAUUCAGCCAGAUACAGGAACCAUGGUGAGUUUGGUUUCAGCUUGUGCCCUUCUGGAUGACCUAGAUCUAGGAAUCUGCUUUCAUGGAAAUAUUAUAAAGAGUGGUUUUGAAUCUGACAUUCAUGUAAAAGUUGCUCUAAUAGACAUGUAUGCCAAAUGUGGGAGCCUUUGCUCAGCUGAAAAUUUGUUUCACUUAACCAAGCAUGUAAAGGAUGUGGUAUCUUGGAAUGUGAUGAUUGCAGGGUACCAGCAUAACGGAUGUGCCAAUAAAGCAAUUUCCACUUAUAACCAGAUGAAAUUAGAAAGUGUAAUGCCUAAUUUAGUCACAUAUGUGACAAUCCUUCCAGCUGUAUCAUAUCUGUCAAUACUAAGAGAGACCAUGGCUUUUCAUGCCUGCAUAAUCAGAAUGGGAUUUAUAUCUAGUACCCUAAUCGGAAACAGUCUCAUAGAUAUGUAUGCUAAAUGCGGACAACUCAAUUAUUCUGAGAAAUGCUUUAAUGAGAUGGAAAAUAAAGACACUAUCUCAUGGAACGCAAUGCUUUCAGGCUAUGCUAUGCAUGGUCAAGGUGAACUUGCCCUCGCCCUUUUCUCACUUAUGCAGGAGACUCAUGUCCAUGUUGAUUCUGUUUCCUACAUAAGCAUAUUAUCUGCAUGCAGACAUGCUGGUUUAAUUCAAGAAGGAAGGAACACUUUCCAGUCCAUGACGGAAAAACACAAUUUUGAAGCCAACAUGGAACACUACGCCUGCAUGGUUGAUCUUCUAGGCCGUGCCGGUUUAUUUGAUGAAGUUAUGAGUUUAAUUCAUGAAAUGCCAACAGAACCCGAUGCUCAAGUUUGGGGCGCCCUACUAGGAGCAUGUAAAAUGCAUUCCAAUGUGAAGUUAGGAGAGGUUGCCCUCCAUCACCUCCUUAAACAUGAACCAAAAAACGCAGUUCAUUAUGUAGUUUUGUCAGAUAUAUAUGCUCAAUGUGGAAGGUGGAUUGAUGCCAGAACGACAAGAUCAAACAUGAAUGACCAUGGAUUGAAGAAAAGCCCUGGAUAUAGUUGGGUUGGAGCUCAUAAACAAGCUGCAUACCUUUCUACCAAGUAACAAAUCUCAUCCACCAUUAGCAUGAUCAUAAACAAAUAGAGAAGAAUUUUUCAUAAGUAUUCUUUGUACAUUACAAUUUUUGUAGAUAUAAAUUGUAACCCUUCAUUUUAUAUUUACAUGUAAAGCUACAAAUUGUCCAGCUUUCAGAUUCUUAUAUCUUUCAAGAAGAUUAAUGUUAUACACCUCAAAAAACUAUCCUCCUUAAUACAAAAUUUGUGAGAAGUACAAGUAGCUUAAAAAACGCAUAAUAAUUCAAACACGUUGCAUCUCCAAGCCAAAAACACCUUCUCUUGUGAUAACAAAGUCUGAAGAAGAAUGUGGCAAAUGAGGAGCAAACACAACGCUCAUUCUCCUCGUUUUCAAUGGAUGAUGGUUCCCAUCAACCACAAACUCAUCCUUUGACAAAAAAAGUCUCGAGUUAACGCAAUGGGCCCAAGCCAGGCCCAAAGCAGGGCAAACCCGUCUACCAGACGAACAAAGCCCACCCAAAUUCCCAAUCCUCACAUCAUCACCAAUCAAAUCAACCACCUGGUUCGUAACCACCACCGCCAGCCCAUACUUCUUCGCCAACCAUCUCAAUCCCCCUGAAAUCUUGAAAAACAGCGACGACCUUCGCCGGAGGUCCCAACCGGUGUUCUCGAAAUCGGAGCGGAAAAGAGCGGCGAUAGAAUCGAUCACGACCACUCUCACCGGCCGCCACUGCGAUCUCGAGUGUAAUAGGAACGUCUCAAUCGUCGGAAUCAGGUCAACCAAUUCGUCGGCGGAAUGAACGGCGCGGAGGAAGACGCGGUCGCAGGGAUCGGAGCAAGAGAGAUUGGGAUGCGAAGAUCGGAAAGCGCGCGAGAGUUGUCGAAGGCGGCGAAAGGGGAAAGGGAACUCGGUGUGGAUGUAAAUGGAGGAAGCGGAGAGGCCGCCGCCGGAGGGUGGAAGCUGAGCGGAGAGAACGAGCUGGAGGCAAAGUUGAGUCUUGCCGGAACCGCUUUCGCCGACGAGCUCCGUCACUGAGUUGCAGGGGACGCCACCGCCGAGGCAGCGAUCCAGUACGGGACACCCUACGCUGCACUUCUCUGUUCGCUGUUGCAAUUGCAUUAGAUUCUCUGCCCUCAUUUUUCUAAUCCAAUAACCCUAACACUGUUCUCGAAUACUUUCCCCUUCUAUCCCAAAUUUAUGUUUUAUCAUAAAUAUCAACAUUAAAAUAAAAUUUUCAUUUAAGAAUAACAUUUAUAUAUUGUAUUUAAAAAACUGUCCAUGAUUUUUUCUAAUAGGAUUGAUGAAGAGGAACACUUGGGACAUUAUU